AUGAAAGUGCUACAGUUGAUCGCUUUGACUGCGCUUGUGUCAAGCUGCGUUGCUGCGUCGGCCGCCGACCCAAGCGGUCUUGCGAAGACCAAAUCGGACGUUGAUGUCCUCUCUCGCGUGCUGGCUGACCACGAGCAGACCAACCGAUCUCUACGUCGGUACGACCUCGAAGGACUGGAUUCCGUCAAUUCUAAUAGAGAAGAGAGAAAUUCAAUCACGAUGGUUGACGAUGUUGUAACCAAGGCUAGUGGCCUGGUCGACGACGUCAUGGGGAAGACAGACGACGUAGUGGGGAAGGCAGGGCAGUUUGGAAAGGUGCCCACUAAACUGAGAGAUGUCGCCACGAAGAACAUGGACAAGAUUAAAGAAAUGACAGCACGCUCGGCUCUAGUGAAAACACUCACUGGGAGAUACGACUACGCUGAAAAGCUGAGUCUGUCGGCGCUGAAGCAACUGGAUGAUAUCGAAAAAGUGAGAGCGGUGGAUAUCAAAAAAGGUAUCAAGGGCUCUAAGGAAACGCCCGACGGCAUGCGAAGGGUAAUUGAGCCUUUUGAAGGCAUGAAAGUUGCCCCCAAGAAGUUCCUAGAGUCCCACGUGGGCCGCGCAGACCAACGUUAUGGCAAGGACGGCAGCCGGCUGCUGUCAGCUAACGUGGUAAUGCGUUUAAACGACAAAGGCGAGAAGCAGAUUCUUCUCAUUUCGAGCUCAAACCCGAAGAAAGGGGAUUUCUUACUCCCCAAGGGAGGCUGGGACAAGGGUGAGGAUGUUAAGAAGGCAGCGCUGCGUGAGGUUAUCGAAGAAGGAGGAGUACGUUGA
This is a messenger RNA of Phytophthora infestans T30-4, 816 nucleotides long. Its product is annotated as secreted RxLR effector peptide protein, putative. The record is from RefSeq and is a predicted model, not a curated record. Gene Ontology annotation, cellular component: nucleus; cytoplasm. Lineage: Eukaryota; Oomycota; Peronosporomycetes; Peronosporales; Peronosporaceae. Gene Ontology annotation, molecular function: hydrolase activity. The transcript has a single exon. Bases 1 to 816 code for a protein of 271 amino acids.